Molecule: messenger RNA, 1100 nt
Organism: Mytilinidion resinicola
Lineage: Eukaryota; Fungi; Ascomycota; Dothideomycetes; Mytilinidiales; Mytilinidiaceae
Product: kinase-like protein
Exons: 1
Coding region: 110-952 (280 amino acids)
Biological process (GO): protein phosphorylation; mitotic DNA damage checkpoint signaling
Cellular component (GO): nucleus
Molecular function (GO): protein serine/threonine kinase activity; ATP binding
Source: RefSeq, a predicted model, not a curated record
CAUCAGACUUUCUACUUUGACUAAAAUUAGCUUACUACCUAUCAUUACCGUUGGCAGCCGUUUAUCAAGUCCAAUUAUCGAUACCGCUCGUUCUCGACUUAUAUUCGUCAUGUCCGAGGCUCUGGCCACUUUCUCUGAUGGGACGGCUGUGCCGAUGGACGGGAAGUUCCAUGUCGAUCCAUCUUGUCCGCACUCAAGUGUGAAAUAUCUCGAGUCAUGGCAUCCUCCUGGGGUAUUAGAAGUGCUAUCCGGUGGCAAUACAGCACGAUUAGGUUUACUCCCGGACGGAACAAUUCUCAAAUAUGUCUAUGAUAGAGACAAUCGCUGGGCGAUGAAGGGCCUGGAAAUCGAGCAUCAUAUCCUUAUAGCGUUGGGAAACCACGAAAGGAUAGUUAAGUACUUUGGUCAGCAUGAAUAUGGCCUUAGGUUUCAAUUCGAGGUCAAUGGCGACAUUUACCGCUACUUUUCCGAGACGGACUUCCAAACCAUUUCCAUCCAGCAACGAGAGAAAUGGGUAAGACAAGCAGCAGAGAGUGUUGCAAUCAUCCACUUAAAAGGCAUUAUCCACUGCGAUAUUCACCCUAAAAAUUUUCUUCUCGACGAUAAGCUUAACAUUCGACUCUGCGACUUUGCCGGCUCCCUGUUUGGCGAACUAGAUGGAAAGGCAAUGGAGAGCACACCCUUCUUCCUUCCGAGAGAUCCUCUCUCUACACCAAAUGCGAAGUCGGACCUUUUCGCGUUGGGAUCCGUUAUGUAUUACAUCAUGGCCGGCCGUGAGCCGUAUGAUGGCUUGUCAGAGGAUGAUAUAACUGCCCGCUAUACUCGAGGGGAGUUUCCAGAUGUGGUUGAGUUUGGAUGUGGCCGGACCAUUAGUGGUUGUUGGACUGGGCUAUUCAAUAGUGCUCAAGAGGUGGUAGUGAGUCUCUCAGAGAAAUCUGUCGGGGAAGUGUAGAGGACGUCCACUGCAUAAAUGGCGACUCUUAUUCAGGAUAUGGCUUUAGUAAGCAGAAGUCUCUCCACUGAAAUCGAAUAUCAGACGUCGCCAUGGCUUGCGGAUGCGAACGACGCAUCGUCCGCAGGAUAUAUCAGAAUUGUACCGA